Orbilia oligospora ATCC 24927 is the source of this 1050-nucleotide messenger RNA. RefSeq lists its product as uncharacterized. The transcript has a single exon. The record is from RefSeq and is a predicted model, not a curated record. Bases 1 to 1050 code for a protein of 349 amino acids. NCBI's taxonomy places the organism in Eukaryota, Fungi, Ascomycota, Orbiliomycetes, Orbiliales, Orbiliaceae.
AUGGAAUUCACCUUCGCCUUCGGAGCUACUGCUCCCACCACUACUCCUGUGGCUCCAGCUUCUGCCGCCACCACCACCACCACUACAAUUACAGCAGCAGCUCCGGCUACAACUGCUGGGUCUAGUAUCGCGUCUGUUUCUGUUGCUCCGUCGGCUCCUGUAGCUCCCAAGCAGCGAAAGAUCGCUGCUUGUCGAGCCAAGAAGCCUGUUUCCAUUCCGGCGGAGUUUGCUUUUAGCUUCCCAAUCACGCCCUCCCCUGCUACCCCUCCCCCUGCUGCUGCUACUCCCAUGGAGAUUUCGACUCCCAUGGAAUCGCCACCGACUCCUAUGGAUAUCUGUUUUCCUUCUCCUAGGAUGGAGCCGGUUGGUUGCCUCAUGCCUGCUCCCAUUGUUUCUGCCCUAGUUUGCCCAUCUGUUACUGCCACCCUUCUCGCCUUCGUCCGUGCCAGCAAUGUCGCCCAGUUGAUGGAGGCCAACUCACCUGCUAUGCAGAUGAAGGCCGUUCGUGUUCCACGACCAAAGACUGAGGCUGAAAUCCUCCGCGAGGAAGCUGAGCGUUCCAAAAAACGAUGGGAGCAGGAAUGCGCUAAAGAGGCCGCUUGGGAGGAGAUGGCCCGUAGAGCAUUACCUCCGGUGGCACGAACCAAAUUCACGAUGAAGCCUGCGAGUUUCUGGGUCGAUUUGACCCCGGUUCACGAAGUCAGAGUGGAUUCUGGGAACAAAGCCCCGGUAGUUUCGGCCGCUCGUAGCAAGGCUGGCGGAGUUGAGGUUGACCAGCAAUGGUUCAACCGAAACACUGCUAAGCACAAGCUCGAGCGAAUGCUCGCUAUUGGUAAGUUGGAGCGCGAGGCGAAAAAGAGAGCACAGGCUGAGAGGGAAGCAGAAAACGCCGCCAAGAUUGCCAUUGCGCUCGAUGGCCUCUCUGCAUGCGCAGAGAGAAAGCCCACUUUCGUAGAGCGUGCAAUCAAGGCGGUUGCCCCACUUGCUCCCCUCGCAAAGUAUGUUGUGCCUUUCAUGACAUACAUCACCAUGGAGAUGCUUCAGCGUUAA